UUGUGUAAGGUAGAAAGUACUCGACCUUCCACUGAAAAGAGGAGGAGUCAAAUAUCCUGAAAGGGUUGGGACCUGCCUGCAGUCCCUCGGGAACUUCCUGUUGUCACCACACCUCUGGUGUAGUUAUCUGAGCUCCCUCUGAGCAAAGCCCUCAGUGGAAACUCCAAGGCUCUGCAAAGGAAAUUAUUCUUGUGAAUGUGACACACACUCUCUCCAGUUUCCAUAUGCUGAGAUUAUCCUUCUUCUUCAGUUUGAUCUGCUUGGUGAAAACAGACACAGAUGAAACAUGUCCUUCAUUCACCAAACUGAGCUUUCACAGUGCAGUGGUCGGUACAGGACUAAAUGUGAAGUUGAUGCUCUACACCAGAAAAAAUCUGACCUGUGCACAAGUCAUCAACUCCACAAUUUUGGGGAACUUGAAUGUGACCAAGAAAACCACCUUUAUUGUCCAUGGAUUCCGACCUACAGGCUCCCCUCCAGUUUGGAUGGAGGACUUGGUACAGAGUUUGCUCUCCGUAGAAGACAUGAAUGUGAUUGUUGUUGAUUGGAAUCGAGGAGCUACAACUGUGAUAUAUAACCACGCCUCUAGUAAGACCAGAAAAGUAGCAGAAGUCUUGAAGAAAUUUAUCGACCAGGUGUUGGUAGAAGGAGCUUCUCUUGACAACAUUUAUAUGAUUGGAGUAAGUCUAGGAGCCCACAUAUCCGGGUUUGUUGGAAAGAUGUACAAUGGGCAGCUGGGAAGAAUUACAGGUCUCGACCCUGCGGGCCCUUUAUUCAACGGGAGACCUCCCGAGGACAGAUUAGAUCCCGGUGAUGCACAGUUUGUUGACGUCAUCCACUCCGACAUUGAUGCACUGGGCUACAAGGAGCCAUUAGGAAACAUAGACUUCUACCCAAAUGGAGGAUUGGAUCAACCUGGUUGCCCCAAAACAAUAUUGGGAGGAUUGCAAUAUUUUAAGUGUGACCAUCAGAGGUCCGUGUACCUGUACCUUUCUUCUCUGAGAGAGAACUGUGCUAUCACUGCAUAUCCCUGUGACUCCUACCGGGACUAUAGGAAUGGCAAAUGUGUCAACUGUGGCAUGCCACAAAAGGAGUCCUGUCCCCUGCUGGGCUAUUAUGCUGAUAAUUGGAAAGAGUAUUUAAAGCAGAAAGAGCCUCCUAUGACUAAAGCGUUCUUUGACACAGCAGAGGAGAAACCAUUCUGCAUAUAUCAUUACUUUGUGGACAUUAUAACUUGGAACAAGAACAUAAGAAGAGGAUCCAUUACAAUCAGAUUGACAGACAGAGCUGGAAACACCACAGAAUCCAAAAUCAAUCAUGAACCUGCAACUUUUCAGAAAUACCACCAAGUGAGUCUGCUUGCAAGAUUUAAUCAAGACUUGGAUAAAGUUGCAGCCAUUUCCUUGGUGUUCUCUACAGGGUCUACAAUAGGCCCGAAGUAUAAGCUCAGGAUUCUCCGAAUGAAGUUGAGGUCGCUUGCCCAUCCAGAGAGGCCCCAGUUGUGUCGGUAUGAUCUUGUUCUGAUGGAAAACACCGAAACAGUCUUCCAACCUAUUCUGUGCCCAAAGUUGCAGAUGUAACAUGUCGGGACACAUGGGCACCAGUGACAUCAAGAAAGCUACAACUACAGGCUUUCUUAAAGCGUCACCUCACCUUUUCCUCAAGGCACAUGGACGUAUGAAUAAGCAGGGUUUUUUCCAGCAGCGUCCCAUGGAUGUCACAUUGCAAAAUGUCAAACGACCUUGGAUUAUGGAACAGUCCUGGGAAGGGAGCCCCUAAGUAGGGCAAGUCAGAAAUAGCCAGGCUCCCAACAGCCCAGUGCCUUGUCUGGCUGCGUCCUGGGGCCUCGUUUGUUCUGGCCUGUCAGUUCUGCUGCCAGUCACUCAGGCAGCUCUGCUCGUCAAGCAUCUUAAAGGGAAGGUCUAACAGGAGACCUCACUCUGGACUCGACCCCACAUGCCCUGUGCCAAACUCCUCCAGGUCCCUGCAUGCAGAAAGGAAUGGAGACUGACCUACCUCACAGGGCUGCUGUGUGGGUUCGGGAGGCAAGUCUGUGAAGGGUUCUUUGAAAUCCCAUGGGGGCCACAUCUGUGAGUGGUUUGAUAAAUGUGAAUAUGCUUUUAUUUAUUUUGCUUUGGCUUAGCUAAUAUGCAAUAAGAGAGCUCCUCCUUAUUGACAACAGCCUGUCUCUUGGGCUGUUUGCUCUGGGAAGGCAGGAAAGCCACACCCCAGCUUCCCAUCUCCUCUAAAGUGGGUUGGUGCUGGAGGAAGUGGGGACAGAGAGACAGCAAAGGGGGCAGCUGCUGGGACUAAGAUAGUAAGUGGAUAAGGGAAGAAGGGCAGAUGAAGACAGUGACAGCCUUGCUUACAGUGACAGUGGAUGGAGAGAUAGGAGAGAAACAAAUGGAGCUUGUUUUUCAGUUGAAGUGAAGAAGGGUCACUUUACAGGCCAAUUCUCAUUUUAAGCAAUCCUUAAGAAAUGUUUAUCUUUUGGGGCACCUGGGUGGAUCAGUUGGUUAAGCAGCCAACUCUUGAUCUCAGCUCAGGUCAUGAUCUCACGGUUCAUGACUUCGGGCCCUACGGUGGGCUCUGUACUGACAGGAUGGAACCUGCUUGGGAUUCUCUCCACCCCCCCCCACCCCCCCCCCACUCUGGCUCUCUCAAAAUAAACUAAAAAAAAAAAAAAAAAGAAAUGUUUAUUUUUCUUU
Panthera uncia (snow leopard) is the source of this 2708-nucleotide messenger RNA. RefSeq names its product lipase H (gene LIPH). NCBI's taxonomy places the organism in Eukaryota, Metazoa, Chordata, Mammalia, Carnivora, Felidae. Bases 225 to 1580 code for a protein of 451 amino acids. The transcript has 10 exons. Gene Ontology annotation, molecular function: lipase activity; carboxylic ester hydrolase activity. Gene Ontology annotation, biological process: lipid metabolic process. The record is from RefSeq and is a predicted model, not a curated record.